Molecule: messenger RNA, 612 nt
Organism: Amborella trichopoda
Lineage: Eukaryota; Viridiplantae; Streptophyta; Magnoliopsida; Amborellales; Amborellaceae
Source: RefSeq, a predicted model, not a curated record
AUGGCGUCUCUGCAAUUGCUUGCAGGAGCACCAGCAUAUCCAGUACUUGCAGGGAGGAGAGAUGGGUUCACCUCCUCAGCCAAAUCAGUGGAUCUUCCUUCCCCUUCCAUCACCUGGCAGCCAGGCCUCGAUUACUUCAAAAGCAAAAAAUCUCUCUCUCUUAUCUCUUAUUUUUCAUCUUCGGGAGCUCACUCAUUUGGCAGGACACAUUGCCGCUACAUCCAUGACCGCCUCUACAAUUUUUCCGGCAAUGGAGAACCCGACCCAGACUUGAGCCCCUCUCUCCUCUCUGAUCUUCAAAAGCAAUGCAAGCCAGCAAAAGGUAUAAGCGAUCCGAUGGUCUUCUUGAACCCCGACUCGGGAGAUGGGUACAAGUUUAGCAAUUCCUACUAUAAGCGAAUUCUCGACAAAAAAGCGGUGCUCGGAAUAGACCAAGACCUUAGCUAUGGAAAUGACACUGCUGAUAUUUCGGAUGAAUUUGCUGGAGAUUUCGAGUAUUUCCGCCGAAUGUUUGCAUUAGCAAUAAGUAGAAUGGGCAAUCUUGGAGUCAUGACGGGAGAAAUCAGACGAAAUUGCAGGUUUACAAACAAGGAUAAUCCAAAUCUAAAAUAA